Molecule: messenger RNA, 1452 nt
Organism: Acaulospora colombiana
Lineage: Eukaryota; Fungi; Glomeromycota; Glomeromycetes; Diversisporales; Acaulosporaceae
Source: the annotation of a GenBank genome assembly
AUGACCACGAAUCGAAUUUUUCAAGGUUCUUCCCUGUUGUUCGUAAGGCUUUCGACUACCCGUAACGCAGUUACGCAUAAUCACUUCCAUAAACAUUAUUCCAAUAGAUUUUCAAUACCAUUAGACAAGAAUAAAGCUUCAAAGGUCAAAUAUCUAAGAUAUAUUACUGGUUCAAUAGUCAUUUCGGGAAUCGGUAGUUCAAUUUAUUAUUAUUUUCAAAAGGAAAAACGACCAAUCAAUAAUUUGGAUAAUCAACAACAUAAGAUAAUUCUCUCUCCGACUGAAGCUACAUUAAAGCUGCGUGAAAAUCAGUUAUCAUUUUUGCUGCACCGUAAUAACGGCGUCUACCGGUAUGAUACAAAUCAAUUGGCAUCAAAUAGUCCAAUAGAAGAUACAAAAUACGAAGAAAUCGAUUCAAGCACGAAAAAUGAUGGAGAUAGAUUGUUUUUUGGAGUAUUUGACGGACACAGUGGCUGGAAUACUUCAAAAUUACUGAGUAAAAAAUUGGUACCGACUGUCAAAGAACAACUUAAUAAAGCAUAUGAUGGGUGUGGUGAAUAUGCUAAAUUAUUUCAUAACAAAGGAGAAUUGGUUAAAAAAGCUAUUCAGAAGGGGUUCGUUGAGUUGGAUGAGGAAAUCGUUUUUCAUUCAAUUGAUAGAUUAUUGAAUACUCCAACAAACGAACCAGGAGGAAUUUCUUAUAUUAAUGAAAGCCUGUUAUCAGCAUUGUCAGGUUCGUGUGCAUUAUUGGCGUAUAUUGAAACAGCUACAAAUGACCUUUACAUUGCCUGUACUGGUGAUUCAAGAGCAAUUAUGGGUGUCAAAGACUCAACUGGAGAGUGGAAGGCACUACAGUUAAGUGAAGAUCAGACAGGUAGAAAUGAAAAUGAAGUAAGCAGGUUAAGUGAGGAACAUCCAGGAGAAAGUAAUAUCAUUACCAACGGUAGAGUGUUUGGCGGGUUGGAACCCACUCGUGCCUUUGGUGAUGCAAAAUACAAGUGGGAUCGAAAUUUACAGGAAAUCAUAUAUACCAAAUUUUUCAAAGAAAAGCGUAAAGUUCCAGGAAAUGAUAAAUUUAGGACUCCGCCCUAUGUCAUUGCACGUCCAGAAGUUAUACAUCAUAAAAUUGAAGCAGAUGACAAAUUUUUGGUUUUAGCCACUGAUGGACUUUGGGAGAAACUAUCGAAUACAGAAGUAAUAGAACUUGUAGGACGUUUAAUUGAUGAGAGAAGGAAUGGAAAAGACGGUGAUGAUUCAAAAGAGUUGAUUAUGAGUAAAUCCAAAAAGGCGUUUGCUUUUGUAGAUGAAAAUGCAUCGACACAUUUGAUACGUAAUGCUCUUGGCGGGGCUUCCGAAGAUGCUCUGUGCGCAAUUUUAUCUCUUCCUGCACCUAUGUCCAGAAGAUGGCGUGAUGAUAUUACUGUCACUGUAGUAUUUUUCGGAAAGGAUUGA